CCCCUCCCCCCCCCCCCCCACGCCGGGACGAUGGUAAAGUAUUUCCUGGGGCAGAGCGUGCUCCGGAGCUCCUGGGACCAAGUGUUCGCUGCCUUCUGGCAGCGCUACCCCAACCCCGACAGCAAACAUGUACUGACUGAGGACAUUGUUCACUGGGAUGUCACUCCUGACCAGAAGCUGCUAUCCAGGCGGCUUCUGACAAAGACCAACAGGAUGCCCCGCUGGGCGGAGCGCUUCUUCCCUGCUAACGUAGCCCACUCGGUAUACAUCCUAGAGGACUCUAUCGUGGACCCACAGAACCAGACCAUGACCACUUUCACCUGGAACAUUAACCAUGUCCGGAUGAUGGUAGUGGAGGAAAGCUGUGUUUACUGUGUGAACCCUGAAAACAGUGGCUGGACUGAAAUCCAACGGGAGGCCUGGGUCUCUUCCAGUUUGUUUGGGGUGUCCAGAGCUGUACAGGAGUUUGGCCUGGCUAGAUUCAAAAGUAAUGUGACCAAGACCAUCAAAGGCAUUGAUUACAUCUUGGCCAAACUGCAAGAUGAAGCUCCUUCUAAGACACUUGUUGAAACAGCUAAGGAAGCAACUGAGAAGGCAAAGGAAACUGCUUUGGCCCUACUGAGAAGGCCAAGGAGUUAG
Monodelphis domestica (gray short-tailed opossum) is the source of this 639-nucleotide messenger RNA. The record is from RefSeq and is a predicted model, not a curated record. Lineage: Eukaryota; Metazoa; Chordata; Mammalia; Didelphimorphia; Didelphidae.